CCUGCUGGAUUCGAGUUUGAGCGGGGAACCGCGGCGCUCGCGCUUAGCUUUAGUGUGAGCUCGCCGGUUUUAACGGACUACGCGCGGAAAAGUGAGUCUAGAACAGAGUGGAGAACCUGAACUGCGCGCGCGGGGAGAACAGGAGAACCCGGAGGUUCUGAGCAGCAGCGGACUGUAGAGUUUCAGCCCGGGUUCAGCGGGAGAGAGCUCGAGCGCGCGGGCGGGCGAGCGAGUCGCUACUGUUCAGAAGGGUCUGCUCUGUCCGCGAGAGAGCGCGAGGGAAAAAAGGGAGAAUGUGAAACUCAGGAGGGAAAACCGGACUGUGCAACUUUCCCACCGGCAGCGAGCAGAGAGAGGAUCACAGGAAGAUCUGGGAUGAGCCACCAGAAGCUCCACUACUAUCUUCAUCACGUCACGCGCCCUACCAUUAAUGGACUAGUGCUGCGUGCUGUGUGAUCCUGCUCACUGCUGUUCUGAUCCAGGUCUGCUGCUCCUCCUGCGAUGCUCGGAUCCUUAAAUUAGACUCUUGGCCACUUUCCAGCCCCAGCGGAGGAGAUCCGUCCAGCGGCGGAGGAUAGACGGGGAGCAGCACCAUCCAGCACCAUCAUCCAGCACCACACAGCACCAGCCCGCCAGUCUGGAGCAAGUUCCCGCUCCAGUCCGCGCUGUUACAGGCUAUGAGUGAGUAAGAAGAGGAGGAAGAGGAGGAGGAGAGAGAGAGCUACAGCACUGGGUAUCAAACACACUUCUGACUGCACGAUGGGAAUUAACCAGAGUCCAGAAGCCCCGGGAGAACACAGCCACAGGAGCGGCUUCAGCGCAGAGGACGGCGCCCGCGGACAAGCGUGCAGAGCCGGCGUGGAGACGGAGCCUCGCCCGCUGAGCCGCACCAGCUUAUCCGCGCCUGCUUAUGAGCAGCGGAGCAUGAUUUUGAGAAGUAUUCCCGAGAGGAGCAGCUCGAGAAACCGCGGGAGAAAGUUUGCCUUCUUUGCUUGGAGUUGGUGGGCGUUCUUCUGGAUCCACAUCCACGUGUCCAAAGCUGUGGUACAAGGUGAUGUGGCCCCCUACUUCAAAACAGAGCCGGGGCCUCCGGAAACCCACCUGGAGGGAAACCGUCUGGUCAUGACCUGCCUGGCGGAGGGCAGCUGGCCUCUGGAGUUCAAAUGGAUGUUCAACAGCACAGAUAUCACUGCCUUCUCCCCGGAGUACAAGUACACUAUUCCAUCCCUGCAGCGAUCAGACAUGGGUAUAUACCAGUGUGUGGUGAGGAACAGGAUGGGCGCUCUGCUGCAGAGAAGAGCAGAUAUACAAGUGGCAUAUAUGGGGGAUUUUGUUGAAGCUGAGCAGAGGAAAACAGUGACCCAGGGCCGGGCCGCCAUUCUCAACUCACCGGGGGUCAGCUGCUUUCCCCGACCGCAGGUGACGUGGUACCGAGACGGCUACAAGAUCAUUCCCAGCAGCAGAGUGGCCAUAACCCUGGAGAACCAGCUGGUGGUGCUGGCCACGGCCGCCGCUGACGCCGGGAGGUACUACGUCCAGGCCGUCAAUGAGAGGAACGGCGAAAACAAGACCAGCCCAUCCAUAUACCUGAACGUGGCAGCGAACAAGAAGAAUCGAGGAUCUCAUGAUUCGGACGCCCCGGCGGACCCGGUGGCUCCGGUGAUCGUGAUCCCCCCCAGAAAUACCACGGUGGUGGCCGGGGUGAGCGAGGCCACGCUGGAGUGUGUGGCUAAUGCACGGCCGGUGGAGAAGCUGGUGUUGGUAUGGAGGAGGAACGGUGUGGAGGUGGCGAGCGGCGUUGGCUCUUUUGGCCGGCGUUUGACCGUCAUCAAUCCGACCUCGGCUGAUGUUGGAGUGUACGUGUGCGAGGCGUCCCUGCAGGACAGCAGCGUUAAACCCGCCGAGGCCAGAGCCUUCCUCUCUAUUACAGAGCCUCCGUACUUCACGACCGAGCCCAGGAGGAAGAUGAUGGGCGAGGUGGAGAAGAACGUGGAUAUCCCUUGCCAAGCCCGAGGUGUGCCCAUGCCGAAGUUGGAGUGGUAUAAGGACGCGGUGCCGCUCAGCAAGCUCAAUAACCCGCGCUAUAAGGUCGUCUCCAGUGGAGGACUGCAGGUCAGGAGGCUGCAGCCAAGUGAUGCCGGCAUCUUCCAGUGCUUCGCCAGGAACGUAGCCGGAGAGUCGCAGGCUCACACCUACCUGGACGUCACAAGUUUGGCUCCAGCCUUCACUGCGCCUCCAGCGAACAUCACAGUGACGGACGGCUCUGCAGCCUCCUUCACCUGCCAGGUCUCAGGCGCCCCUAAACCAGCCAUCACCUGGAAGAGAGAUUCUCAGAUCUUGGCCAGCGGCUCGGUGCAGAUUUCACGAUUCACCCUGUUGGAGUCUGGUGGGCUGCAGGUGAAGCCAGUGAUGCUGCAAGACUCGGGGAUAUACACCUGCUACGCCGCUAACACUGAGGGGGCCAUCAACGCCAGCGCCAGCCUCACUGUGUGGAGUCGCACCUACAUCUCCCACCCUCCCUCGGACCGCCGAGUCAUCAAGGGGACAACAGCUGUUUUGGAGUGUGGCGCUACACACGACCCCCGCGUGGCCAAGAGGUACGUGUGGAAGAAGGAUGGCGAGGUGGUGGCUCAGUCUAAAGGUGGGCGGAUCAGCCUGCAGGACGGCUCUCUGCACAUCACUCAGACGUGGUCAGGUGACAUCGGGGACUACACCUGCGACGUCAUCUCCCUCGCCGGCAACGACUCCAAGAGCGCACGCCUGGAAGUGAUAGAGCUCCCUCACUCCCCACGGAACCUGCAGGCCAGCCUAAACGCCACAGACAGCCGCAGCGUGGACCUCUCCUGGAUGAGGCCUUUCGAUGGGAACAGUCCUCUCCUGCACUACGUGGUGGAGCUCUCGGAGAACAAUUCUCCAUGGAGGGUGUAUUUGCCGACAGUGGACCCGGCGCUGACCGCUGCGGUGGUGAGCGGUCUUACCCCGGCCCGCACCUACCAGUUCAGGGUGUGUGCUGUGAACCAGGUGGGCCGAGGCCAGUACAGCUCUGAGACCAACAGGCUGAUGCUCCGCGAAGAGCCGCCCAGCGCUCCACCCAAGAACAUCGUGGCCAGCGGUCGCACCAACCAGUCCAUCAUGGUGCAGUGGCAGCCCCCUCCCGAGCCCCAGCUCAAUGGUGUACUCAGGGGUUACGUCCUCAGGUAUCGGCUGGCGGGGCUCCCGGGCGACUACCAGCAGCAGAACAUCACCAGCCCCGAGAUCAACUACUGCCUGAUCACGGAGCUCAUCAUCUGGACGCAGUAUGAGAUCCAGGUGGCGGCGUACACGGGAGCAGGCCUGGGCGUCUUCAGCCAGCCCGUCAUUGAGUACACGCUGCAGGGAGUUCCCACAGCGCCCCCUCAGGGUGUGGAGGCUGUAGCCGUCAACUCAACCACCAUCAAAUUCACCUGGAAUCCCCCACCUCAGCAGUUCAUUAACGGCAUCAAUCAAGGCUACAAGUUAAUGGCAUGGCCCGAGCACUCCCCUGAGGAAACUACGGUGGUGACCAUCACCCCAGAUUACCACGGCACCCGUCACCUGGGCUACGUCAGUGGCCUGAAGAAGUUCACCUGGUACCUGACCUCAGUGCUGUGCUUCACUACACCAGGGAACGGGCCCAGGAGCACACCCAAACUGGCACAGACGUACGAGGACGCUCCAGGUCCUGUAGGGCAUCUGAGCUUCACUGAGAUCCUCGACACGUCUCUGCGAGUUAGCUGGGAGGAGCCUGUAGAGAAAAACGGAAUCAUCACAGGUUACCUGCUGUCCUGGGAGGCGCAGGGGAAGAACCAGUCGCGGGUGGCGCGCACCAUGCCCAACAGCACACUGGAAUACAAAGUGACCGGACUCACCUCCCUCACCACCUACACUCUGGAGGUGGCGGCCAUGACGGGCGCUGGCAUCGGGACCGUCACCUCUUCCGCUAUUUCUUCUGGAGUUCCCCCAGAACUUCCUGGACCUCCUUCAAACCUGGUUAUCUCCAAAAUCAGCCCACGCUCGGCCACUUUGAAGUUCCGGGCAGGGGAUGAUGGGAAAACGUCCAUCUCUAAGUGGGUUGUGGAGGGACAGGUGGGAAACACUGAGGAGGAGGAGGAGGAGUGGAAGGUGCUGUAUGAGAAGGAGAACGAUCCGGAAGCUCAAGUUCUGGAGGUGCCCAACCUCACCCCAUUCACACACUACAGGUUCCGCAUGCGGCAGGUGAAUAUAGUGGGCUCCAGUGCAGUCAGUGAGGCGUCGCGGGUGAUCCAGACCCUGCAGGCUCCUCCGGAUGUGGCCCCCGGCAGCGUGACCGUGAGGACGGCCAGUGAGACCAGCGUGUGGCUCCGAUGGGUGCCGCUGCCGGAGACGGAGUAUAAUGGUAAUCCUGAGAGUGUGGGGUACAGGGUGCGGCUGUGGCGGGCGGAUCAGCCGGGCGAGUUCCGCACGCGGGAGGUGAGUGACCGGCUAGAGCGAGAGAUCACUCUGGAGGGGCUGGAGGAGUGGACCGAGUACCUGCUGCAGAUCCAGGCCUUCAACUCCAUCGGGCCGGGGCCCUGGAGCGAGGCCGUGAGGGGCCGCACGCGCGAGUCAGUGCCCUCCGCAGCUCCAGAGAACGUGACGGUCGAGGCCAUGAGCUCCACACGAAUCCUGGUGACCUGGGGUCCUGUACCAGAGCCUGAGCAGAAUGGCAACAUCCUCGGAUACAAGGUGCUGUACAGAGAGAAGGGUUCUGGUGUGGAACCGCAGGUACAGGCGGUGAAGGGGAACCUGACGCAGUCGGUUCUGCUGAGGAACCUGAGGAAAUACGUGCAGUACGAGAUCCAGGUGCUGGCCUUCACCAGAAUAGGAGAUGGACAGCUCAGCAGCCCACCUGUGCUGGAGAGGACCAAGGACGAUGUUCCCGGACCACCCAUGAGGCUGGUGUUCCCAGAGGUCCGUCUCACGGAGGUCAGGGUGGUCUGGCAGCCCCCGGUGGACCCGAAUGGCAUCAUCAUGGGGUACCAGGUCGCUUACCGGCUGGAUUCUGGAGAUCCCAACCAGUUCACCACUGUGGAAGUGGGCCCAGACACCAACCAGUUCACCGCCUCCUCGCUGGUCCGGGAGUCCGCCUACAUCUUCCGCAUUUCAGCCAAGACGCAGCAGGGCUGGGGAAGCGCCGCUCAGGCUGUGGUCAUCACUACUGAGAUCAGAGAGCGUCCUCAGCCUCCUCUGCGGCUCUCUGUGCCUCAGGAUCAGGUCCAGUCCCGGCAGCUGAGGCUGAACUGGUUGCCGGGUGGAGAUGGCUCCUCCCCCGUUCGCUACUUCACCCUGCAGCUCCGCCAGCUGCCCGAUGGAUCCUGGGUCACACACUCGUCUGCCAUCAGCCACAACAGCACCUCCUGCAUAGUGGACCGGCUGAAGCCCUACACUUCAUACAAGCUGAGAAUGAUGGCCACUAAUGACAUCGGAGACAGCAAGUACAGCCAGGAGACCGAUGCAAUUACGACUUUACAAGAUGUUCCGGACGAAGCGCCUGUUAUUCAGUCGGUGAAGCCCUCCACGACUACCUCUGUUCUGGUGCAUUGGCAGCCGCCCAAGGAGGAGAGUGUGAACGGGGUGCUGGUAGGCUAUCGGCUGUAUUACCGCGAGCUACAGUAUGACAGCGCUCCACAGGAGUCCAAGAAGGCCAUCAACAGCUCUUCAGCGCGCGGAGAUCUGACAGCCAAGAGCACUGUGAAGACUGUGAGCAAUCCUUCGCUAACGGAAUUCGAACUCACUCAGCUGCAGAAGUACAAACGCUAUGAAAUCGUGAUGACAGCUUACAACGUCAUCGGCGAGAGCCCUGCCAGCGCGCCCGUGGAGGUGUUUGUAGGGGAAGCAGCUCCCUCAGUGGCGCCUCAGAAUAUCCAGGUCAACACCAUGUCGUCCACCCAGCUGGAGGUGCAGUGGGAGCCGCCGCCCGUGGAGACGCAGAACGGCAUCAUCCAGGGUUAUAAGAUUUAUUAUUGGGAGAUGGAUAAUCAGAACGAGACGGAGAAGGUAAAGAUCCUCUUCCUGCCGGAGACGAGCAUGCGGCUGAAAAACCUGACCAGCUACACCUACUACAUGGUCAAGCUGUCUGCGUUUAAUGCGGCGGGGGACGGUCCGCUCAGCGAGCCCAGGAGGGGGCGUACUCUUCAGGCAGCUCCCAGUGCUCCUAGCUUCAUCAGUUUCUCUGAAGUCACCAGCACCACUCUGAAUGUCUCGUGGGGAUUCCCUGUGUCUCCGAACGGAGUAGUGGAGGGGUAUAGGGUGGUGUAUGAACCCACUGCACCCAUUCACGGUGUGAGUAAGGUGGUGACGGUGGACAUUCAGGGCAGCUGGCAGCGCUGGCUGAAAGUGCGUGACCUCACGAAGGGCGUGACCUACUGCUUCCGCGUGCAGGCUAAGACCAUCAGCUACGGUCCGGAGGUGGAGGCCAACAUCACAGCAGGCCCCGUUCAAGGUUCUCCUGGAUCUCCUGUUGAGACAUCAAUCACUAAGUCAGGCCCCACCCUCACCAUCCACUGGACGCCCGGGGAGACGGGAUCCGGCCGUGUGACAGGCUAUGUCAUCGAGGCCCGCCCCUCAGAUGAGGGAUUGUGGGACACCUUUGUGAGGCACUUGCCCCCCUCCAGCACCUCCCAUGCCAUCAGCCUGGACCGCCUGCGCCAGGGAGUCAGCUACCAGUUCAGAGUGCUGGCCGUCAAUGAGUUCGGCUACGGUGAGCCGAGUGCUCCCUCUGCUGCCAUGUCAGCUCAAGUAGAGACCCCGUUCUAUGAGGAGUGGUGGUUCCUGAUCGUUCUGGCUCUGUGUGGACUCAUUCUGCUGCUGCUCGUGAUCUUUGGGCUGGUUCUGCACGGACAGAACAAGAAGUACAAGAGCUGCGGAACAGGUGCAGCUGUCUCUACAGUGGAGGAAUCUGUUACUCUGGACAACGGCGGCUUCACGGCCCUGGAGUUAAACAGCCGACCCAUGCACGUCAAAAGUUCCUUCCUCAGGAAAAACGGCACCAGGUCUCCCCCUCGGCCCAACCCCGCCGGCCUGCGCUACUCAGAUGAAGAUAUCUGCAACAACUACAACGGCGCCGUCUCCACCGAGUCCACAGCACUUACAGAGAGGCCUGCGGAAAUAUCAGAGUCUGAGGCCUCGGACAGCGACUGCGAGGAGGAGCAGAUCAAGCACUCGUUUGUGAACCACUACAUGAGCGACCCGUCCUACUUUAACUCCUGGAAGCGGCAGCAGAAGGGCCUGAAGCAGACGCUGGCCUGCGCCUACGAGGAGUGCGCCAGCAGGGACGGCGAGGGCUACUAUCAGACAGUGGUGACCCAGCACAGCGUCGGAGGAGCGUACACCCCCGCCGGGCAGCCGGCCACCGGCUCACGGACUCCCGUCACAGGCUUCUCGUCCUUCGUGUGACGCCCGGCGGGGCUUGGAGGAGCGGGUCCCCUCUGCAGGCCCUUCGGUUGGGGAAAGGCACAAGACUUGGGGUAGAGGGUGGGGGUGUGUUCGGGACAUUUCAGCAGAACUUUCACCAUGAGCACUACAAGAGACGACGUUUCUGGCCGACCACGUGACUCGUUUGACUUGACUUGAAUGUACUCACACGCCAAGACUCGCCAAGAAGGGGGUGUCCUUGGCGGGAAACGAGAGUCGGCAGCACGGACAACUGUACUCACUGUAACCACAGGCCUGGAGAUGAUCACAGCUCACCGUGUGGAGUAUACGUUGAUGGUUCUGGUACUCGUACUCUUUUGUGACGUGUUCUGGCACGGCCUUGGUUUGCGACAGACGACUGAAAGAAGCUUUCCGUUUUAUUAGAUAAAGGGAUAAAGCAGGGUACAACAGGUACACAAGACCUGUUCUUAAUCCACGGAAGUGAUGAUCAGCACUUACAUUCCCCUCCCACGCUGACUCGAUUCAACAUGGUGGCACAUGUUCACAGUCUGGACGACCAUGAAAAAAAAAGAAGCAUUCCUGACACUGUUCCCUUUAUGACCAAGCACCCGGAGACCUAGAGAGGAUUUUACAUGGACGAAGCACUCUGUAAUUACUGUAUACUCUAAUGUCAAGUCCGAGUAAUCUGUCACUCACCUUCAGUGUCUCUAUAUAUACCUGUUCCAGAUCGCAAAGAUUGCAAAGUCAGAAGGAAGGUCCUGGAACUCUUACGGGAUUUAAUGAGGAUACGGGGUAGGACUCGGCCAUACGCCACAGCUACACAUUCCUCCUAGAAAUGGAGCAAAUGAGAGGGAGAUGGAUAGAUCAAUCAGUCUUCAGUCGUGCAGUGAUUCUUCGAGUGUCGCAUUGCACAUCAUCCUCACACAGAACCAUUCAAACUUGUCUUUACAUUUCUUCUUAUUCGUUUUUUAUAUUUUAUUGUUUUUCAGGCUUAAGAGCUGCAGUCUGUUCUAAAUCUACUACUAGGUUAGAUACACUGGCAUACCAAAGGUCAUGGGAUGGCAGUAUGUUGUGAGACAUGUUGGGUUGUCUUGUGAAAGAGAUUGGCCAGAACACUGAACAGAUAACGAACUUGCUCAUGGCAAGGCAAGGUCAAGUUAUGGAAGCUGGAGCGAGACCUGAUUGUUGGUGCCAGAUAUUGGAUGGGUUAUUCCAUUUCUGAAGCUGUGCGUAUGUGUUUAACAUCCCUGAAUCCACAGUGUAACAUUAUAUAAGGCUAACAUUACCACCCACAGUGGACAGCACAGUGUGUGGUAAUGAUCGUGACCAGCAGCUUCUGGCUAGAAUUGUCAUUACGAACAGAAACAGAAAUUCAGUGUGGGAGGCUCCACAUGCAUAUCCCACAUAGCCCAUAACCCGCAGCGUUCUUUAGCAUCAAUGGGACAUCUCUAAAAGAAACAGGAUAUGAUAGUAGUUCCUGUUCCUGACUUUUGGCAUGCCAGUGAUUCAAAGCUACCUUUAAAAUGGACUCCAAGGCUAGGUUAGAUCUGUACCUGUAAAGCAGGCCUCUUUAUGUGUGUCGGUCGCAAUCUAGCAGCCAAGCUCAGCACUACAGCAUACUUUUGCCCUGUUCCAACACACCACACUCUCUUAUAUCGCUAAUGAAGGACUUAAGAUAAGUAGCCACUGAUUUGACUGUGGUGUGUUAGAGCUGUGAAAACACUAAUGGUGCAAGACUGGAAGACUGGAGAGCAGUCGUGUAAGAAUACUAUAACCACCCCCUUUUUUCUACCCUUGCUCUACAUCUUAUCAGCUACAACGAGGAGUAUAUAGGAGCACUGUGUAGUUCUUAGGAUUGUAGUCCUGUAUCUGUUUCUCUGUGUAUUUUAUUAUUCUCCUUUUACCCUGAUCUUUAAUAGUCAGGACCCCACAGGAUAGAGCAGCUAUUAUUUAAAGGGGUUGCAUUAUGUGGGCAAUGUCCUGUGGGCAGCGUAAACUACCAUAUUUCUCUCUGCUAUAAGGCACAACGUAUUUUAAGGCGCACUAUCAAUUUACAUCUAUUGUCUGGUCUAUUUUCAUGCAUAAGGCGCACUGGAUUAUAAGGCUCAUUUUAAGAAACACUAUAAGGAACUUUUAAUUCAACAGGUCUCACCGCUGGGUGUUGGGGGGUAGCUAACUAAGUUAAGUAAAGCUAAGCACAAAACAAAACUGUAAUUAAAAAAUAUAUAUUUAUUUAAAAUUUAAACUAGUGUUGAAUGUUAAUCUACAAAGAUUUCUCUCCUGGAAACUGUUUGUUUAGUUACAGUAAGCUUAGAUUCCCAAAUUUCUCCAGCAUUAGCAUUAUUGGCUAACCGCUUCCAUCAGUGCUGCACUGAGGAACCAUAAAUGCUCCAGUGAGCAAGGGCGAUAUCAGCUAGCGCUUCAUUCCACAUAGCUUGUUUUAACACGGUAAACCUGUAUACUACAGUCCAAUAUACUCGCCUCUGGACAGCAGCACAACACACACUAACACCUCAUACACCACCCCCAUGCUAAUCAGUGCUAAUCACUGCAGUGCUGGAAACAUGAAAAUGACCAACCACCCAAAAAAAAUUAUAGAAAUAGUUGCUCUGCGGUGGUUUUCUCUCCUGUGGGGUCCUGAUUUUUAAAGACAGGGGGAAAGGAGGAUAAUAAUAAAGUAUGCAGAGAAUCAGAUACAGAACUACAGUCUAUAAUUAUAGAACUACAACAUGCCCUAUAUGCUCAGUGGAGCUGGUAAGCUGGACACUGAGUGUAGAAAUAAAAAUUGGUUAUAACAUUCUGAAUGAACUGUGUAUAAUGGUAAUAUUUAGGUUGCCGGUUUGGGGAAAUGAAUGCUUUUGACACUGUGAAAUUUCAGCACAAAACACAUAUAUUUCAAUACCAUCCAACCCAUCAACAAGCAAACUGGUACAAAAUUGGUGGAUAUGAUUUUUUUUAAGAUGCUGUAAUUUAUCUUCAAUUUUUGUCUCACACCACACAGAACAACACUGUCCUUUUACUUUUCUCUCCUCAAAUAGAGACUGAAUGAUUCUCAAAAAGUCCUUGGAUGUGAUAGAGUUGGAAUGAAACCCUGUAUUUCCAGCACUCUUAAGGACGCCACUUUCUUUCUUUCCUUUAUUUUUCUCCUCCUUUUCAGAUUCAUUGUUUCUCACAGAGUGACUGAAUGAAUAGUUUUUGCAUUUUUCCAUUUUAUCUGCUUAAAAGCUGUAAAUGUGUUUUUAUGAUUAAUUUGUAAGACUGAUUUCUUCUCUUUUUUACCGUAGUGAUUUACAGAGUGAUUCAGAGUCAUUCGUAUUUUCAGUUCAGUUCAAUGUCAUUUUUCUUCAGUUCUUAAAAUUGCCAAUCACAGUGGUGAACAAAACACGAAUGAACUGUAAAAGAAAAAGGAAAUGUUUAUGGUUUUAUGCCUGCCAUGAUAUCUGUCCCAGCACGAGUGUAAUGUCAUGGACAUUCAUGAAGUAAAGACAAUUUCCCACUUUUUUAGAGAAAUUAAAUGUUUGCUGUUCACGUAAACAACAUGAA
Astyanax mexicanus (Mexican tetra) is the source of this 10953-nucleotide messenger RNA. RefSeq names its product sidekick cell adhesion molecule 1a (gene sdk1a). Bases 760 to 7431 code for a protein of 2223 amino acids. Gene Ontology annotation, molecular function: protein binding. Gene Ontology annotation, biological process: cell-cell adhesion. NCBI's taxonomy places the organism in Eukaryota, Metazoa, Chordata, Actinopteri, Characiformes, Acestrorhamphidae. The record is from RefSeq and is a predicted model, not a curated record. The transcript has 47 exons.